AUGAAAGACUUAAUGAACAUUCCACUCGUACAUAUCUUCACCCUGGCGGCCUUCAGUUUAGCUGAAAAACUUCCAAAAGCUCCCCUUAUCAACACUCCUCUGGAAACCGUGGACGCAUUAGUAGAAGAGGUUGCUAAAUUCAUGUGUGUAGUGGACUCCUACCCCGAGCCAGAGAUUACCUGGACACGUAACAACAUUCCCAUCAGGCUGUUUGAUACACGAUACAGCAUACAAGAAAAUGGGCAGCUUCUGACCAUUCGCAGCGUAGAGGACAGCGAUGAUGGAGUAUACUGCUGCUCAGCUGACAAUGGAGUUGGAGUGCCUGCAAGAAGCUGUGGGGCUUUACAGGUGAAAAUGAAACCUAAAAUAACUCGUCUUCCUGUAAAUGUAAAAAUAAUAGAAGGAUUAAAGGCUGUUCUUCCUUGCACUACAAUGGGGAAUCCCAAACCUUCUGUCUCUUGGAUCAAGGGAGAAACUGUUCUAAAGGAAAAUGCUCGGAUUGCUGUUCUGGAAUCAGGGAGUCUAAGGAUCCAUAAUGUUCAAAGAGAAGAUGCAGGACAUUAUCGCUGUGUAGCCAAGAACAGCCUGGGCGCAGCCUAUUCGAAACCUGUCACAAUGGAUGUGGAAGUUUUUGCCAGAAUCCUGAAGGCUCCUGAAUCCCACAAUGUCACCUUUGGGUCUGUGGUGACUCUGCGGUGCACGGCAACGGGCAUUCCCGUUCCCACUGUCACGUGGCUUGAAAAUGGAAAAGCUGUUUCUGCAGGAUCUAUAGUCGAAAGUGUGAAAGACAGAGUGAUCGACUCCCGACUGCAAGCAUACGUCACCAGGCCGGGCUUGUUCACAUGCAUUGCCACCAACAAACACAGCAAAACCUUUGGCACUGCAAAAGCUGCAGCGACUAUCACUGUGUCAGAAUGGAGCAAACUGUACAAGGGUGAUACAGGCUACUGCAGCACGUACAGAGGUGAGGUGUGUAGUGCUAUCUUGGUGAAGGAUGCUCUUGUUUUCUUCAACUCCUCCUAUGCUGACCCAGAGGAGACCCAAGAGCUGCUUGUUCACACUGCCUGGACUGAACUGAAAACGGUGAGUUCAUUCUGCCACCCGGCUGCUGAGUCUCUGCUGUGUAACUACAUCUUCCAGGAGUGCAAUCCCUCAGGAGUUGGACCGGCUCCAAAGCCCGUGUGCAGAGAGCAUUGCCUUGCGGUAAAGGAUCUCUACUGCUUUAAGGAAUGGCUCUCAAUGGAGGAGAACUCCCAGAAAGGGAUUUACAAACCAGGAUUAAUGCUGCUCGCUCUACCUGAAUGCAACAGACUUCCCAGCCUGCACCAGGACCCCAAGGCCUGCACCAGGAUUUCAUAUUUCGAUUUUGAGACAGAAAAUACAACCACAACUUGCUACAAAGGCAAUGGCAGGUUCUACCAGGGUUCUGUCAAUGUCACCACCUCGGGCAUUCCUUGCCAGAAGUGGAGUGAACAGGUACCCCAUUUGCACAGAAGGACCCCUCAGGUUUUCCCAGAGCUGUCAAAUGCAGAGAACUCUUGCCGUAAUCCAGGAGGGGAAAACGAACGUCCCUGGUGUUACACAAAGGACCAUUCUGUAAACUGGGAAUACUGCAGUGUGCCUCUUUGUGGCGAGGUGUCCAUACCAUCAGGAACAAAAAAACCAAGUGUAGAAACUCCCAAUCUCCCUUCUUCUUUCUCCCCUACCUACUCCAUGACUGUCAUCAUUGCCAUCAUCUCCAGCUUUGCAUUGAUAGUGAUUCUCAUUAUCAUUGCUCUUGUUUGCUGCCGAAGGCGAAAACAAUGGAAAAACAAAAAGAGGGAGUCACAGGCACCAGCGCUAACCACUCUUCCAUCAGAGCUCCUACUGGACAGACUUCAUCCUAACCCCAUGUAUCAGCGCAUACCCCUUCUCCUGAAUCCUAAAUUACUCAGCCUGGAAUACCCAAGAAACAAUAUUGAAUACGUGAGAGAUAUUGGAGAAGGAGCGUUUGGAAGGGUCUUUCAAGCAAGGGCUCCUGGAUUGCUUUCUUCUGAGCCAUUCACAAUGGUGGCAGUGAAAAUGCUAAAGGAAGAAGCUUCAGCAGACAUGCAGGCUGAUUUCCAGAGGGAGGCGGCUCUCAUGGCAGAAUUUGAUCACCCAAAUAUCGUCAAACUGUUAGGGGUGUGUGCUGUUGGGAAACCCAUGUGUCUGCUGUUUGAAUACAUGGCUUACGGGGAUCUCAAUGAGUACCUGCGCACUCGCUCACCGCACAACCUCUGCAGCCUGAGCCACAGUAACCUUGACGCCAGGAUCAGGCUCUCCAAUCCCAACCCCCUCGCUCUGUGCUGCACCAAUCAGCUCGGCAUUGCCAAGCAGGUGGCUGCGGGCAUGGCGUACCUCUCAGAGCGCAAGUUUGUGCAUCGGGAUUUGGCCACCAGGAAUUGUUUGGUGGGCGAGAAUAGGGUGGUAAAAAUCGCUGACUUUGGCCUCUCCAGGAAUAUCUAUUCAGCAGACUAUUACAAAGCCAAUGAAAACGAUGCCAUUCCCAUACGCUGGAUGCCCCCCGAAUCCAUAUUCUACAACCGCUACACCACCGAGUCCGACGUGUGGGCCUACGGCGUGGUCCUGUGGGAGAUUUUCUCCUAUGGCAUGCAACCCUAUUAUGGGAUGGCUCACGAGGAGGUGAUUUAUUACGUGAGAGAUGGCAACGUCCUCUCUUGCCCCGACGACUGCCCUUUGGAGCUCUACAACCUGAUGCGCCUUUGCUGGAGCAAGCUGCCUUCUGACAGGCCCAGUUUCGCCAGCAUCCAUCGCAUCCUGGAGCGUAUAUACGAGAGGGCAGUGGCUGCUAUCCAUGUCUGA
Molecule: messenger RNA, 2844 nt
Organism: Emys orbicularis (European pond turtle)
Lineage: Eukaryota; Metazoa; Chordata; Testudines; Emydidae
Gene: MUSK
Product: muscle associated receptor tyrosine kinase
Exons: 17
Coding region: 1-2844 (947 amino acids)
Biological process (GO): cell surface receptor protein tyrosine kinase signaling pathway; positive regulation of neuron projection development; multicellular organism development
Cellular component (GO): plasma membrane; signaling receptor complex
Molecular function (GO): ATP binding; transmembrane receptor protein tyrosine kinase activity; Wnt-protein binding
Source: RefSeq, a predicted model, not a curated record